AUGAGAAGGACAGACGACAGAUGGACACUAAGAAAUUUGGAGCGGAUUCCCCGAAAAGCAAAACAUCCUCGGGAGAGGUCACCGACCAAAUGGGCUGACGUGUUCGUUACACGGAUGGACCAGCUGAAUUCUCAGCUGGUAGCGGGUAAUGGAUCUGGACCUCGCGAACAUCGCCACCGCAGUUCAAUAGCUACAUCAUGGAUGACGUUAGCGAGAGACAGAAACGGAUGGAAACAGUGCUGCGGCCUGCACGACAAAUGA
This is a messenger RNA of Strongylus vulgaris, 261 nucleotides long. NCBI's taxonomy places the organism in Eukaryota, Metazoa, Nematoda, Chromadorea, Rhabditida, Strongylidae. The record is from the annotation of a GenBank genome assembly.